UAAAACCUUAAGGCAGAUCGCGGGGGUAGAAGUUGCCCGCUUGCCACCGUCGCGUUAGCGUGUCGCUGGAGUCGGCGACUGUCAACGCGACGAUUGGUCAACGGUCUCGAAAGUGGGGCGCCUAGGGAAAUAAGUGGAAAGGAUCGGGCUACGCAAGGGGGUUGUGGACAGCAACGAGAAGUGAGAGGGGGUGCAACGAACCCUCUAGGCUCGGUUCGAGUCUACGGAGCGCGGAGUUGUGUUCUAAUCAUGGCGACACCCGACCCCGUAGACCCAGCCACCCUAGAGAUUAAGACCCGUAGCAUAGAACAGACACUACUCCCACUAGUAAAACAGAUCUCUACGUUGGUGUCGCACAGAGAACGUCCGCUAUGUUCGGACAGAAGUCUCCGUGCAGUAGCCAGAGUCGGGCAAGCCGUGAAUCUGGCGGUCGAGAGGUUCGUCACCGUUGGCGAAACCAUCGCAGAUGACAAUCCAGAGAUCAAACAGGACAUGUACGAGGCAUGCAAGGACGCAAGGGUUGCCGGCUCGGCGAUCGAGAAAUUAUGCGAAUGCGCGAUGGAGGACAGCCUAGCUGACCGAGGCUCCGUCGUCAGGGCGGCUAGAUGUCUUCUCGGUUCUGUGACGAGGGUUCUUUUACUGGCGGACAUUGUCGUGGUCAAGCAACUCCUUCUUGCGAAGGACAAGGUGGCUCGCAGCCUUGGCCGCCUUGAAAGUGUCUCGAACUUCACCGAUUUCGUGAAGGCAUUCAGCCAAUUUGGAGCGGAAAUGGUGGAGCUUGCUCACCUGACAGGUGAUCGCCAAAAUGAUCUGAAAGAUGAGCGACGAAGGGCCCAGAUGGCCGCUGCUCGUCAAGUUUUGGAAAGGAGUACCAUGAUGUUGCUCACGUCUAGUAAAACGUGCUUGAGGCAUCCAGAGUGUCCAUCUGCCAGGGAGAACAGGGACACCGUGUUCUGCCAGAUGAGAAGAGCCAUGGAUUUGAUACACUACGUCGUCAAAGAUGGCGUCCUAGACUGCAGCGACUCACAGUCGUACUCGAACUCCCAGAGUCCACAACAAGAGGACUGGGACAGCAGCACGGCUUUUUCCGCAUUGAAGCACUUCGAGAGACUCGUGGAAACUACAAGAAUGACCCUCCUUGGACCAGGUUGUCGAGAAACGCUCACGUCCGCGCUCGAUACCGUCGUCGAAAGGACACAGGACUUCACUGACAGCGCAUACACCAGCCACGAACACAGAGAGAACAUCCUUUUGCUUUGCGAUCGAGCAAAACUCGAGCUCAAUACGUUACUGCGAAUCGGGAACAGCAUGAACUACGAAGGUGGCGGUGGUUCUCCGAGUUCGGAAAUGGAGCAAGCCAUGCUGGGAGUAUUACGUACCACCAGAGAUCUUCGCCAGCAGCUCUGCGCAACGACGAUGGAGCAGGCGGGUGAUCUCGGACAGGUAACCAAAGCGGGCCAAGAACUUGUGUCAACAAUCAGGAAUCUCGCUUUGGCUAACGAUAUAAAUCGUCUUCAAGAGAGCAGCGACAGAUUUCACGAGUACAUCGACCACAUCCUCGAAGUAUGCAAAUUGCUGAGACAUGUUGCGCUUUCGGAGUCAUUGCAAGUUUCUGCGAAAUUCACUGAAAUUAAUUUGAGAAUAUACGGACCCCAAGUGGUGACAGCGGCGCACACAUUGGCAAGGCAUCCUACUAGUAAAAUCGCCAAGGAAAAUCUCGAAGUAUUCGCUGACAUGUGGCAAUGGCUCAUGAAUGACGUGACUACAGUGGCGAAAGAUGUGCUCGAAUUGAAUCAGAGUCGACCGGAGAAGCAAGUAUAUAUGUCCUUGCCACGGCCAGGAAAACACGGCACCACGAGCAAGCCGCUGAAACCCGUGAGAUUAGACAGCGAGGAGCAGGCAAAGAUCGCAAAGGCGGGCCUGGAGAUGAAGCUAAUCACGUCGGAGAUGGACGCGGAAACGGAGAAAUGGCAGGAAAGCGGUAGCGCCUUGGAGGAGAACAACGACAUCGUGAAACGCGCGAAAAACAUGUCAUCGAUGGCGUUCUCCAUGUACCAGUUCACCAGGGGCGAGGGCGCCCUGAAGACCACCCAAGAUCUGUUCACCCAAGCUGAGUAUUUCGCCGAAGAGGCGAACAGAUUGUACAAGGUUGUGAGACAAUUCAGCUACCAGGUACCAGGGGGACCGCACAAGAAAGAACUCCUGGAGAACCUCGACCGUGUGCCGACGUACGUCCAGCAGCUCCAGUUCACCGUGAAAAACCCCACCGUCGGGAAAGCCGCCACCUUCACGAAAGUCGAUAACGUAAUUCAGGAAACAAAGAACCUGAUGAACGUGAUUUCGAAAGUGGUCACCACAUGUUUCGUCUGCGCCACAAAGUACAACCUGGAUUUCCGAGGUCUGUCGGCGCGUGGGGCCGGCGGCUCGCCGUACAGGGGCGGAGAGGGUGCAGGCGCCGAUGGCGACGGCGGCGGUGCUGGUGUCGACGGCAGCAAGACGGGCUCCGCCCCCGGCAGCGACCCGUCCGUCUGACAGUUUGGGAUGGCCCGACGGGCCAAGGGGGACGCUCGCCGCACUCGGGUUUCCUUUUUGCUUUUCUAAGAAGAACCUCGCCUGCCCCAGCAAAACAUACACGUUAAGUUGCCGUCGUACGAUCGAAUCAUCCGCUCGCUCUCGAUAAAAUGUUAUUAGCCGCGCGGAUCGCAUCAAAACUCUAACCGCGCGGCAAAGUUCGUCGAAAACAGACAUAAGAUCGACGAGAGCGAGUGACUAGAAUGCAUCGGCGGAGCUGUGAAAUAUUACAGCAAUCGACAACUACUUGAGGGAGGAAGCCUCUACCUGGGACGGUUCGAAAAAAAGUGCUUCGGAACUUUUUCGGGACAAACGGAAAAUUGUCUGGUUAUGAGUUUGGGGUGUGUGUCCCAAUUUUUGUAUGUAAAAGUAUCUGAAAUUGACAAAAUUGCGGCGUUGUAGUUUCUUUUACACUCAGGCUCAAUGCUGGAUUAUCUGACAUUCAAAACAAGCACUUUUUAAUGACACAUUAAGUUACAUAUGUAUCGUGAGAAUUUUUUUUUUGAUCUUAAUUCUUAUUUUAUGUCUGAGAAAUAAAAUAAGCGUUUUAGUUAGCGUUUUUCAAGGCUAAAAUGCUUAUAGUCACACGGAAUAUUCAUGUAUAAAUCGACAUCGUCGCAAGUUUCUUAGUUUAACAUAUUCGUAAAUACAAAAAUUACAAUGCCUGCUCUUAGAAAUGUUUUUUUGAAUACUUUAAAACUUGCUACCAGAAAUUUUCGAUUUGUUCAAAAAAAAAUUCAUAAACUGAUUCCUUUUUGGUGCGUCUUAGGUUGGCUUACUCCCUUAACUUUCUCGUGUCCGCGAUUUUGUGAUAUCUUACUACUAUGUACUGGUGGAGCGAGCGGCCUAGUCCCCUUGCCCCGGUCCUCUUCACUUUGUAGACACUCGGCAACUUAACGUGGUAGCACUGUACACGCACGCUGGUACUCGUUAAACGAACGUUUAACAUGUUUCGAAGGGAUUUCUCCUCCACUAAAAACACCUCGCGGGGUUUUUAAGUGUAUGCUUUAGAACUCUGGAAGGGAUGGUUUGGCAUCAACGAAGUUGGUUGGUGUGGAUUGGGUUUGGUAUUAUUUGACAAUUCGGCGUUGACACUAGGGCUGAGACUAUUCGAAUAAUCGAAGGAAAAAGUAUUUUUAAUCCGAACAUCGAUUUAAUUUACUCAGUUAGAUCUUUAAAAACAGCGGUUUAUUAUAUUUAUACCUGCUAGGUUUCAGGCUUGACGACUGCAAAAAUUAAUGUAAGUGUAAAUAUAUUCGCGAAUAAAAAGAUAGCCGUGACAAUUCACUUGUAAACUAAGCUACACGGAAAACUAAGAGUAAUGCUCGUGGAUAGAAUUAAAAAAGAAGAGAUUUCUCUUAAUUAUUCUUUGUAGCUCCUUACAGUGUUUGCAAUGCUGACACCACGAAGAAACAUUUUCUCUGGAAAUAACCCUUCACGGAAUCUUCAUACAGUAGUAAUUCCAAGAAUCCGAGGCCUAAGUACUUUGAAUACUUUAUCAAGUGAGUUAUAAAUUUUUAAUUUUCAUCAGUUUAUCUCUAAAAAAUACUGUAACUUCAUCAAGGAUGAAUAAUUUUGCUGGUAUCGAAGUAAAAUUUAAACUCAUUUUAAGGUCUAUUUUAAUAUCACUUGGCCCCUAAGAGUAUUAUUAAAAAAUAUUUAAUAAUACGUGUAAUAACAUUUCCAUGGAAUUUCGUUGAUGCUGAAUUGUAAGAAUCUUAUUGCAGUGUUAAAAUAAAUUUGAAUUUUUCCACAAAUACAAUUCAAGCGGGAUGCAGUAGUAUCACUUGAAACAUUACUAUAAUUCUCAGUCUAUUAUAUUCUAUUCUUCCACAAGUAUUUAUAACACUGAGAAGUCCCUUCGAAAAAUCAAAUUCUUCAUUUGAUGCAACAGAAACUGAUUUCCUCCGAGAGCAUCUUCGACAGAGCACAAAUUCUCGAAGUUUCGUUUAAUUUUUAAGACGUUCAACAACGAAUAAAAAAUGUCGUUCUUCUCAAAAGUAAACCAGAAACGAACGUCGAUUGAGAUUUUCAUUACGUGACUUCAAUCAAGAUGAUUGCAACGGUGCUACAUGGCCAAUUUAACUUGGCUUCGUGAUCGAAUAAAAAAUUAAAUAGGUUGAUAAGCUGAUCGCGGAAUUGUUUACAGCUAUAUUGAUUCGAAUUCGAAUUUGUACGCAACGAUUGAUCUUUGAGGACGCUUACUUUCCAUAAUGAUUGGCGGAUCAUCGACGUGUACGUUUCGAUUGUAAUUGCUUCGAACGCGAAGCUACGUUCCAGCGAUUAAUUCACGGUACACGUUUCUGCGUUGCUCGAUAUAGAAAAUUCGCGGGCUUUCCGCUUGAAUUACACCGUGUAAGAGCGAUCGUGAGGUCGCUGAACGUGACUGCCAUGAAACACGACGAGAACCAAGGAAACCAAAUGUACGCACGCUUUUUACACGAAAACGCACGCAUCCCGAACGUGACGUUCGAUUAGCAAAACGUUCACGAUUUCUCCAAGUAAAAACCAUUUACUCGUGAUUUGUGCUUUCAGCGAUCGAUAAUACGCUGAAACCACGAGUCUUCGAAUUUUCUAACACAUUAAUUUCCUUGCUUCGUUCGGAAUGGUCCAAGGGACACUCUGUCGAGUAAUUAUGUCAAGUUUCUAAAAAAUCGAUGCGUACUUUUAACCUGCAGUCACCUCGAUCAGUCGGUGACUAAACGAGACACGAGUUAACAUCAUUCGAAGCACACGAUUCAGCAAAUACUUUUACGCUUGAAUUUCAACGCGCGGAUGACCCUGAAGAAUGGAAAAGUUUGACUAAGCGAUCGAAAAUUUAGGGAUCGUCGCGCGCGUAUUGAAAUUCAACGUCUUCGAUGGCAAUAACACAGCCAUAUCAGAGAAGUCUAUGUCUAAUGCGUACAGGGACAGCUUCAACUAAUUGAUAGCCGCGGCAAGAAACGCUUUACGCUGCUUGAACUUGAAGCCAUUUUGCCGAAGCAAUAAUCAGCCCCGCUAGCUCUUUCGUCGACGGCACUAUUAUAUGUAAAUCGCUCUAGUGUUACGUUUCCCUGGCAUCUCAAGACUUCGGGGUAUUCUUAGCGAUUCGCGUGGAAAUCGUUCGACUGUCUGUGUUAUUUGGAACGGCGAACGAAGGCUUGAGUGGCAGCGGAGGAAAAGAUUGAACGCAGCUUGCGGCACGUUUCGUCAUUAACGACUGGGAAUUUUGUACAGACAAUUCGUACUUCUAUUUCGAUUUAAACUCGCUGGAUUGCAAUAAUCGUACGAUAACUCUGCACGAAGGAAACGUUCUUCCAUGUAGGAAAGUUGGUGCAACGACAAUAAAUCGGACCGUCAAUUGGAGUGCCUUUUAGGGGUGAAAUAUUUACAGGCCAACUUCCACUUACGCGUCUCACCAACUUCGAUCUUUAAAGAAUUCCUGGUAGUGCAGAGCAACUCUCACUGAAUAUUCUUCUUUCUUUUUAAAUUCGUUAUCGUCGUUAACACAGCGUGCCGCGAAACGUAGGCGCUUGCCGAGUAUUUUCUUUCAACAUUUAGCUAUGUCUAAACGAUAUUUUGCUAACUAGCAUUUGGCAGGGUGCUAUACACUUCAAUAGUGCAGUCCUGCUUACAUGUAAAUUAGUCGUGCGUGGAAAAGCGUGGAAUCUGGAGUUUCGACUCUUCGAGGUGUACUUUGCAAAAUUAUUUAGGCAACACUGUGAAGGAAUCGUGAAGAAACCUCGCUGGGGGCGACCAUGAAAUGAGAGAAAUGCUUUUAAUACAAAAGUGUUUUGACGUUCUACCUGGGAUGUAAGACAUCCUGUGGUACUUACGAAUUUUUAAACAGCUUUAAACAUAAGUCGAGAAAAUCACCUCGAAUGUCACUAUUUGUCGCUACAUCAGGGGUAAUAUAUAUUGAGCGAUAAGCAUAUUGAGUUCUCGAAGUCAUAAGCUAGUAUUACAUAGAAUCAACCCUUGUGUUUAAUUGUAUAUCGAACCAUAUCAAUCUUGAUCGAGUUUGUGAAAAUUAUACAAGGCUUUUACAUAAUAUUGUCUUAUGAAAACAUGUAAUACACAUAGUUUUGCAAGUCCAGUCAUUAAUCCCUAACAGAGAGGCGUGUUUCAGAUCGUUGAGUUUCAAUUACAAUAGGAUUCAAUGAAUACACUCGUGACAGUAAUACAAUCAACAUAAGACUUGACGACCGAGAGUGACAUAAUUCUUUCAAUUUAACAAAGCAAGUCACCCAGAGGAAGUCGAAAUACCUAGCAUAAUAAUUGUUCACCUGAAUCAGAUUCCACGCUGAGCUCCAAAACGAAUGGAACCGUCACGAUGAGGCUGUUCGUUUCACGCUUUCUGCACUCGAGCACCGCAGUCCGCGAGCGACGCCAAGCUGCAGUUUUUGCGAUUUGUUGAAUCACCGAGAGCAGAAGCUUAACACAAUGGGGCAGGAGAUGGUCGUCGAGGGUAACCUGGGUGCGGCAGCAGGGCGGUCAGGGACGUACUUUGUGGCAAAGACACCUUGGCUCACUAACCGAAAUCUCGUGGUUCGAGCGCCGUUUGACGUACAAAUAAAGCUUACCCGAUGCUCGAUUCGACGAAACGCGAUAAUCACGUUUUCGCCU
Molecule: messenger RNA, 7176 nt
Organism: Hylaeus anthracinus
Lineage: Eukaryota; Metazoa; Arthropoda; Insecta; Hymenoptera; Colletidae
Gene: alpha-Catr
Product: alpha-catulin
Exons: 11
Coding region: 250-2532 (760 amino acids)
Biological process (GO): cell adhesion; Rho protein signal transduction
Molecular function (GO): actin filament binding; cadherin binding
Source: RefSeq, a predicted model, not a curated record